Lathyrus sativus (Indian pea) is the source of this 471-nucleotide messenger RNA. NCBI's taxonomy places the organism in Eukaryota, Viridiplantae, Streptophyta, Magnoliopsida, Fabales, Fabaceae. The record is from the annotation of a GenBank genome assembly.
AUGAGCACUUUGUCCACUACAUUGCUCACAUUAAUCAUCAAACUUUUGGAAGAAAAAAAAAGUAACAUUGCGAAUCCAAAUCAAAUUGAAUUGAACUCUGCGAAUCCAAAUCAAAUCGAAAGAGAGCUUGUUAAACUUCAAAAGAAGUGCAAGACAACACUUGAUAGGACAAAGCAGGAGGAAAAACUGCAAUUAUUGAUCAUAAUUUUGCCUGAUUUUAAGGGUAAAUCAUAUGAUAGAAUAAAGCGUAAAUGUGAGACUGACUUGAGAAUAAUUUCCCAAUGCUGUCAACCGCGACAAACGGUGAAGAUGAAAAAGCAAUAUCUUGAAAAUUUGGCGUUAAAGAUCAAUGUUAAGUCUAGAGGCCGUAACACGAUGUUGAAUGAUGCAUUUGAGAAAAUAAUUCCUCUAGUGAACACAAACACUCCUUGCUGUUUUUUCUUGCAUCAACUUUGCACCCUUGUAUUGUAG